CGGCAACCGCCCAAACUAGUCACCAAGUGCAAGACAACCUGCCUCUACGACUGUUGUGGGGUUUCAAAGGCAGAAAAGAAAUGGUGCACAUUCCCGAUGAUUCAGACUUUAACUCCUUCAGGGAGCAGUGUGAGAAUGAUGAAGGCUGGCUACCCCAGUACAGCAAAGGAGGGGUGACUGUGUGGAGCAGGGAACAAGAGGAGUCUAAAACAGUGAAGAAAUUAAAGAUACGAAUCACCUGUAGAGAUGUUUGUGCUGAAACUCUAUAUGAUGUCCUUCAUGAUACAAAUUAUCGGAAGAAAUGGGACAGUAACAUGAUUGAAACCUUUGACAUUGGGAGACUGACUGUCAAUGCAGACAUUGGAUAUUAUUCAUGGAAGUGUCCGAGCCCACUGAAAAACAGAGAUUUUGUGACUCUACGGUCCUGGCUACCUCUUGGCAAUGACUAUAUAAUAAUUAAUUAUUCUGUCAACCACCCGAAGUACCCACCGAAGAAGGACUUUGUGAGAGCAGUGUCGCUGCAAACAGGCUACCUGAUCAAGUCUCUUGGAGCCAACAGCUGCAUUCUUUAUUAUCUAACCCAGGUCGAUCCACGAGGAUCAUUACCAAAGUGGGUUGUAAAUAAGGUCUCCCAGUUUGUGGCCCCCAAGGCUAUGAAGAAAAUUUACAAAGCCUGCCUAAAAUACCCAGACUGGAAACGAAAACACAAUCCCAACUACAAGCCGUGGGUGUUUCCUGAGCAGAACACCCUUCCCAACAUUAACCUUUCUGAGCUCUCAGUGCAGCAUGCUGACUCACUGGAGAAUAUUGAUGAGAGUGGAGUAUCUGAAGAGAAAAUGCACAUCAGUGAUGAAGAAGACAACUAUUCCAAGGAGUCCUAGGCUGGCAUCCUUAGACCUUGCACUUUUCUUCCCCUGUCACACUUCAAAUAUAGGCUACACACCAUUUUUAUUUAGUGGGCAGCUUACAGGUGCACAUGGUUCUGUGUCAUAUGUGUUUGUCAUAACAAAGGUUUUUAGCAAAAAUAUUAGAAAAUGAUUUUUAGAAUGUGUCACCAUUUUUCCUAGUUCAUUAUGAAAGGGGACCGUUCCUAAUUACAUGACUGGCAAAACCCAUAUGUAUGCUACUCAGCUGCUGUACAACUUACAUAUCGAAUGCUUCAAGAUUUAACAAAUUAUUUUAAAAAAUAGCAACAAAGUAAAGAAUGCUUUGUUUUUUGGACUAAAUUAAAUAUAUCAAUAGCGUUAACCGUACAAACUAAUUAGUUAUUUCUUUGGGCAGUGGUUCUUUUCAAAGCUGAAAUGUUAUACCUAUAAUCUUUAGUCACCAAAAUUACCCUUGUCAUUAACUACAGAUGGCGCCUUAGUAUUAAUCUCUUCCAUUCCAUGCAUUAUACUAUAGUGCUUACAGAAGCAGUCAGUCACUAGAUAGCCGCAGAUUCAAACUCCACUGUAGUUAUAUGCUUACUAUGUGAAAAGUGAUUUCACAGAAACCAGGUUGGGAGUGUUUUGCUGUCUUCAGAACCUGAAGCAAAAACAAUACAUGAAGGUAAAUAAAGCAUUAUGGAAUCAUGUGCUCAUUUAUGACACCUUACCAUCGCACAUCUUAUAUCUCAUUGUAUAGCUACUCUUAAUCAAACAUACCAAAGGAAGUUAUCUGCCAAAAUGGAUGCUAGAAACUGAAUUUGCUCACUGUACUUUCACAUAGCUAGACCAGUGCACUUUGGAAAAAUAAAUUAUGUUACAACGUUGGCAAACAUAAAAAGUCAAAGAACCUAAUUCUAUAAAAAUUCUGAUCAUGUCUCUACAUUUAAAUACUGUAACAUUUAGUCAACAGCAUUGUGUGCAUCAUAAAACAUAAUUUUUCCCACUGCUUUUGUUGAGCUGCUGUGCCCCCACUUCCCAUGCUACCUGAAUAUUGCAACACAAAGGUCAGAACUUUGGAGGUAAAUUAAAUGGUUGGUCUGCCAGCAAAAUAAAAUAUUUCCCUGACUCCGAGAUUGAUACGUCCUGUAGAUGCUUGUUUUAGCAGGUAUGACAGUUUUCUAAUUUUCAUUUAGCACUGUUUAUUAUAAUUGAUUCUGAUUAAGAUGAAAAAGAGUAACUGGCACUUCUUCCAUUUUUGCACCACACCCUUUUAAAUGAGUCAUUAAAAAACAAGUUAUUGGAGUUAUCAGCAAUCUCUCUGUUGUCUUAUAUGGGAAGAUGUCUAAGGUACUAGAGUUAGAAAGAAGACUGAAAGCUUUUUUAAGACCAUAAGAAUUCAGUGCAUUCAUUUCAGCGAAUUAGGUUUCAAAACCCUGUACUUCAGUAAAAAUCAAGUAUUCUUAUAAUGUAAUAUCUGUUUCAAAUGUAUUAUCUACUCCUGAUGUCACUUACUCUGUUCUGAGAAGUGAUUAUUUCAUCAUGUUUUUGUUGCUUUGUCCCAGGUCAUAAAGGGGAAUGUUCCAUGUACCAGUUUAUUUAAUUUAUUAUCAAACAUAAAUAAUAAAAAGCAGAGUUUGUUACAACAAACCUAGAUAACAACAGUAGACCUUGAGACAUUAUACCUGUCUGAUACAGUGAACUCUACUGGUGGUGAAUGGUUAUUGGGCACCUAGCAAUGAUCACAUCUGAUAUCAUUGAUCAGCAACACAGUGAGAGAAUAAAAUGAAGUAAAUUAUAAUAUUACAAUAUACCAAUAGCAACAAUUAUUAUUAUAAUGAGUAAUGUGCAUUGUCAUGCCCUGACCACAAUAAGACUACCUGCCACUCAACAAACCUGACAUGGGUAAAUGCUAAGAUGAUGAAAGGAUUAGAAUAUACUUAAUAUGGAAAUUUAAUUUGAAUAUCACGUUGUUAGAUGACUACUGCUGACUUAAAUGGAUCUCACUAUGAAUAUUGGAAACAUGCUGUUAAAGUGUUAGUACCUUAUCAAUACAUUCUGUUAUAUGCAAAAAGUUUACAGAGUUGACUCAGAAGGAAGGAUCCUUUAAUAAUAAUGUUUAGAUCUACUUCAUUGUUCGGGAAUAUAAAAGGAAAGAGGCAAAUUCAAUCUUUAUGUUACAGCAUUCUGUAACAAAAAAUCAUUCUAAUUACCAGGUAAUGAUACCUAGAACCAUUUAUUUUUUUCUUGCUCUUUUUUACAGGUAAUAUACAUAUUACUUGUACUAUUACAUUCAGAUGCUUGUUUUACUGAAGGGUGAAAACUGUGAUUUUUUUUUUUUUUUUUUUUUGUGAUCACAUUUGAUACUGUGCUGUAUGUAUAGUUAAUUAAUAGCAGCUCUCAUUUCACUAAAUAACUGAUAUUGGUUAAUAUGACUCUGAUGUUUCCUCCACAAAAAAAUGAAAAUGCUUUUGAUGCUUAUAUAUCUUGCCUGUCCUUCACUGUGCAACCAAGGAUAUGUUCAAGGGUAGAAGACAUACUAUUUCGGUUAAAUUGUAUAAUAAUCCGUGGUUGUACUUUGCAGACUGUUGGAAGAGUCAUGGAUGACUUAAUACAAGUGGACUAAAAGCUGUGCAUCAUAUACGGUUAAUAUCAGUAACAUAGCACACAUUUCCAUAAACCUUAACAAUGCAGAACCUUCCAUUAGCCUCCUCACUAAUGUAGUUAUAUUUUAUGGAAUUUAAAAUAUCAAUACAGCUUGCUGUUUUUUUUUCUAAUCUUGAAACCAAAGAAAAAAAAAUCAUAUUCUCUAGCUUGUAGUUCUUGUUUUCCUUAUUAAAGUUUACAUUUCACAUUAACCAUAUCUAUGAAAAGUUUACUUAUUUAUGGAAUUAAAUUAUUUAAAUUGGUAGUCUAAAUUAUUAGCAUUGUUAUGUUUUGACUGCAUUAGGGCAGUCUGAAUGACUGAAAUGAGGAGACUAAGUUUAGGUUUCACAAGGCCCACUUGAAUGAAACUUGUGUUUGCUAGCAAGCAAGCGAGUGUUAAAGAAGCAAAUGGUGCUGAAACUGUAAAUUUACAAGCAAGUGGUUUACAUUGCAUGGUCAGUUGUAUAUGUACAGCCUCACCCCCCACCCCCCAAAUAAGCACACACACACACACACACACACACACACAC
Molecule: messenger RNA, 4039 nt
Organism: Protopterus annectens (West African lungfish)
Lineage: Eukaryota; Metazoa; Chordata; Ceratodontiformes; Protopteridae
Product: START domain-containing protein 10-like
Exons: 7
Coding region: 81-881 (266 amino acids)
Molecular function (GO): lipid binding
Source: RefSeq, a predicted model, not a curated record